This is a messenger RNA of Juglans regia (Persian walnut), 2128 nucleotides long. Its product is annotated as pentatricopeptide repeat-containing protein At1g08070, chloroplastic-like. Gene Ontology annotation, biological process: RNA modification. Gene Ontology annotation, cellular component: intracellular membrane-bounded organelle. The record is from RefSeq and is a predicted model, not a curated record. Gene Ontology annotation, molecular function: protein binding; RNA binding. The transcript is spliced from 3 exons. NCBI's taxonomy places the organism in Eukaryota, Viridiplantae, Streptophyta, Magnoliopsida, Fagales, Juglandaceae. Bases 359 to 1945 code for a protein of 528 amino acids.
AUACGUUUGUUUAGUAACGACCAGCGUGGUGAAGCAUCUCUCUCUUUGUCAAGGGUUUAUCGUUAGGCCUUGCUUGUCCCCCCCGUCACACCCAGCAGAUGACUUUGAUAAUUGUGACAGUUGGAAUAGAUGACACGUGUCAAGAUUAGAAGAGAAAGGCUAAAAGGAUUCACCCCAGGAUACAGGGCGUCACAAAAACGUUGUAAAAACAUUGAGAUUUCCAACUUGUAUUGGGCAGGCUUGUUUAUCUGGUCUUCACAUCAUUUUCUUGGUAGGCAAUGUCCGUAAAUACUCAUGCCUUAUUUAGCUGAAACAACUUGUAUUGGGCAGGCUUCUUUUACCCACUCACAUAUAUACCAUGCUGGUAAAGUCUCCCAUGCCCACCUUGACCCCAAAACAACUGAACCAGAUCCAUGCUCAACUCCUCAAAAACCCUCAACCCUUCCUCUUAAAUCCUUUGUUAGGGCUUCUCACCAACUCAGCCACCCCACAAAAUGCUCUUGUUCUCUACAACCAAAUGCUCCACCGCCCAUCCUCCCACAACCAUUACACCUUCACCUAUGCCCUCAAGGCAUGUUCCUUGUUGCAUGCCCGCCAAAAGGGCCUUGAAAUCCAUGCACGCGUUCUCAAGUCUGGUCACUAUUCUGAUAUAUUUAUAUCUAACUCCUUGCUUCAUUUCUACCUUGUCGGGAAUGACAUCGUGUCUACUUGCCAGGUUUUCGAUUCGAUAUCUUCUCCUGAUGUUGUUUCCUGGACUUCAAUCAUUUCGGGGCUUUCUAAGUGCGGUUUUGAAGAGGAAGCCAUCUUUAAGUUUUCUUCCAUGGAUGUGAGGCCCAAUUCUACUACUCUUGUUAGUGUUAUGUCUGCCUGUGCUAGCCUGAGAGCAGUUGAGCUUGGUAAAGCCGUUCAUGGAUAUAUUUUGAGGAAUAUGGAUGAAAGCAACGUUAUUUUGAGUAAUGUGAUACUGGAUUUCUAUGUAAGAUGUGGGUCUUUGGCGAGUGCAAAGUACCUUUUUGUGAACAUGCCUAAUAGAGAUGUGUUUUCGUGGACCACAAUGGUGAGUGGCUAUGCACAGGGAGGAUCCAGUGAAGAGGCAGUGAGGGUUUUUCAGGAAAUGGUGGAAGUGGGGGAAGCUCUGCCUAAUGAGGCCACGAUUGUCAGUGUAUUGUCAGCAUGUUCUUCAAUUGGUGCAUUGAGUUUGGGUCAAUGGGUACACUCCUACAUUGAUUCGCGAAGUGACAUAUCGGUGGAGGGUAAUGUGGGAAAUGCUUUGAUUAACAUGUAUGUUAAAUGUGGGCAUGUGAGUCUGGCAAUUCAGGUUUUUAACAAGCUUAUUUGCAAGGAUAUCAUAUCAUGGAGUACCAUUAUUAGUGGCUUGGCUAUGAAUGGCCAGGGCGUGCACGCCUUGCAGCUCUUCUCGCUCAUGCUAGUUCUUGGAGUUCCUCCAGAUGAUGUGACCUUCAUUGGCUUGUUAUCUGCCUGCAGCCAUGCAGGGCUUGUAGAUAAAGGGCUGAUGUUCUUUGAAGUCAUGAAAAAUGUUUACAGGAUCACGCCCCAAAUGCAGCAUUAUGCUUGCAUGGUAGACAUUUAUGGGCGUGCAGGGCUAUUGGAAGAAGCAGAGGAGUUCAUCAGGCAGAUGCCUGUGGAAGCUGAGGGACCAAUUUGGGGAGCUUUGCUUAAUGGCUGUAGAGUUCAUCGGAAUGAGAAGAUGUUUGAACGGAUCAGGCAAUGCCUUCUUGAUACAAGAGGUGUCAGUAUUGGGACUUUUGCCUUAUUGUCAAACACAUAUGCUAUUUCUGAUAGAUGGGAAGAUUCUAGUAAGGUACGUGAUGCAAUGAGAUGCAUGGGGUUGAAGAAGAUGGCAGGAUCUAGCUGGAUAGAGGUCGAGCCCUCCACCAAUGACCAAGAUAACCCGGAUGCAUGCUAUACAUUUGCAGGAAAAUAAUCUGCCAUUAUGCCAUGAAUUGUCAUGGCAUGCACACAUUGAGCUCGUCAAUUGUGCCACAUUGCUAGACUCCUCCGGAUAAUAUAACGAUAUAACCUUCGUUGGCUUGAUAUCUGCAUGCAGAUAUUCAAGGUUGUAUAAUCAAGACUUGACAUUCAGAAGCAACCAAUAAUGUUUAUUUAC